Molecule: messenger RNA, 5563 nt
Organism: Homalodisca vitripennis (glassy-winged sharpshooter)
Lineage: Eukaryota; Metazoa; Arthropoda; Insecta; Hemiptera; Cicadellidae
Gene: pnt
Product: ETS-like protein pointed
Exons: 12
Coding region: 155-1900 (581 amino acids)
Biological process (GO): cell differentiation; regulation of transcription by RNA polymerase II
Cellular component (GO): nucleus
Molecular function (GO): DNA-binding transcription factor activity, RNA polymerase II-specific; sequence-specific DNA binding
Source: RefSeq, a predicted model, not a curated record
AUUUUGUUCAGGCAAAAGUUCAAACGUUGUUGAGUGUAUCUUCUCCCUUCUGUUUUGUGUUUUGUUUAUUUUAUAAGUUUUGUUUAUAAUUAGUUUUCAGUGCAUAAAUAAAUUGCGUUUACGGUUAGCUAACUACCUACUUUACGCCAAAAGGAUGGAGACCGAGUUGUACGACACGUACAGCGGCUGUGAGGAGGAGGAGGAAGACUUCUACGGCUCCCCGACGAAGAGAUUCAAGAAAUUCUAUGUGGAAGAUGAGAUGCCAUGUAUCAAGCAAGAGAGGCUGGACGACACGGAGUGUUGUGGCGGCUCUAUGCAAAAAGUGCCUUCUCUGUCAGACCUCUCGGACCCGGAGAGUUCUCUUGAUAUCCCGACCCAGGUGCCGCCACUCACCCCCGGCACCAACAAGAAGAUGACCGAGGCCCUGAAGGCCUCCUUCGCCUCUUGGGAGAAAGAACAGAUCAAACUCAACAUCGUCAAAGAUCCUAGACAGUGGACGGAGAACCACGUGGCCCAUUGGCUCAGCUGGGCCAUUAGAGAGUUCUCUCUGGAAGGAGUCCAACUGCACCAGUUUUUCAUGCGGGGGAAGGACAUCUUGGCAAUGGGCAAAGACGUGUUUCUUGCUAAAGCACCCGCCUUCACCGGAGACAUUCUGUGGGAACACUUGGAGAUGCUGCAAAAAGAGGUGGAGAAGGAGAGGUCGAUGUCGCUGGAGAACACCCCGUCCACUCUGUACGACUCCGUGUGUGUGCCGGACCUCAGCGACUUCCUGGGGAACUACAACAGCCAGAACGCCGCCUCCCAGGACCUGAAGCCCUCGCCCGCCCCCGGCACCCCCGCCCCCGCCGCUACCUACUUACACGAGGAUGACCCGUUAGCGUGCAGCAACGAUGAAAAAAAUAGAAUCAGCAUCAGAAACUACAACCAGUUGCGGAGUCCGACGUGUGACGACAGAGAUGACGGCUCGCCACCCCCCCACAGUACGCACACUGUCCCACCUCCUCUCUACCUGCGCAACCCCUACCAACACAAAGAGAGUGGCUACUCACAGCCGUUCCUGGCACGAGACGGGAACGAUGGCGGUCCAAGCGAUGAGGCCCCGCCCUACAGUGUCGCCCCGCCACAGUAUGAGGCCGACAGUUCCGAAUACCACACGUUAGACCACCAGAGUCCCUACAUGGACAACAGCCCCGAGCUGUACAGUGGACACCCCCCGCCACCCCCGCUGUUCGAACACAAGUACCACCUGGGCCAGUACGCCAAGACCUAUCCUCACCCGCACGCUCACGCCCGCCCAGGUAACACAAGGAGGUACCCUCCGUUCGACAGCUAUGGGGACAACUACACGCCAUACGACGGCUCACCGUUUCAGACCGUGCCUGGCAGCAUGGGAGAAGGAGCGUGGGGCGAGAUGGGUGGCGGUGGCUCUCUGCAUCAUCCCUUCCUGCAUCCCCACUCGCGCGAGCCACUGCCCCCACCAUCGUCUGACAGCAAGGCUCUCCUGCAGGCUGCGGGCUACUCGGGGCAGGACCCACUAGGUGGAGGACCCUGCUUCACGGGCUCGGGACCGAUACAGUUGUGGCAGUUCCUCCUGGAGCUGCUCACGGACAAGACUUGUCAGGCUUUCAUCUCGUGGACAGGAGACGGAUGGGAGUUCAAGCUGACCGACCCGGACGAAGUGGCGCGGCGCUGGGGCGUGCGCAAGAACAAGCCCAAGAUGAACUACGAGAAACUGAGCCGUGGUCUGCGCUACUACUACGACAAGAAUAUUAUCCACAAGACGGCCGGCAAGCGGUACGUCUACCGUUUCGUCUGCGACCUGCAAGGCAUGCUGGGGUGCAGCCCGGAGCAACUUCACGACAUCGUGGAACUGAAGCCCGAGAAGAAGGAUGACGACUGAGCAAAUCAAAACACGCCGCGCACCGCGCCGCCCUGUGCACGCCUUGUUACGAUCUCUGUACAUAUUGUUGCCGCUCUCUUGUGUAUAAAACUGCUCCGCCGUGGGUCCGGACAGCCUAACCGCCGAUGAGAUGCAUUUGUGUUUGUGUUAGCGUCACUCUACUACCAAAUAGUGUACAUUGACUCCUCCAGUGCCUUGUAAAUACAAUAUAGAGACUUGUAACUUAAAAAAGCGAAACGACAGAUAUUUUGUGAUUUUAUAUUGCUAUAUUAUGUAAUUUACAUAGUUAUCAGUGAUUAAGUUUUAUCGUUAGGACUCGUUAAUUGUUCAACAAUCCUGUAAAUUAUUUCAGAAGGAAUGGCGUAUACAUAAUAGAUAAUUAUUUUUAGCCUCUCCAUCAGUUAGUCUUGUACUGUUUGACCAGGUUUUGUCACAGUCGCUGCAUCGAUGCAGUUAUGGAAUUUUAUAUCAUAGCUCAUUAUCAUUUUCCCUGUUUCUCUAUCUAAAGAGCUUAAAUAUAUCUGUGAUAAUAUUCCAGAACUGGAUCCACGUUCUCACGUUGGCUAUAACUUCGUGUUGAUGAUAUUUUCAAACUUUUUAAGAAAAUAUUUACGAUACAGGGUCCUCCAUCGGAAAAAUAUAUUGUAGUCCACUAAGCCUUAUAUAACAAAGAUUUUUGCUUCGUUUAAACUAGUUUUGGUGCAGUUGUCUAGUAUUUUAAGACUGUGGAAGUGUUGAUUUUCACACUCUCCGUUCGUGAUGAGUGAGAGACGAAACAUUUUACUCAUUUUUUACGUAUUUUUCAGUCAAUUACGAUGAAGCAAUUGUAUUAAUUAUACAAUAAGUCAUGCAAUAUCGUGAAUCAUUACUGUAGAGCUUUAUUUUAAAAUCCUUAUUCGUUUGAAUUUUAAGAUGUUCCUUAAGUCUAUAUAGUAAAAGUGCUUGUGGUAACUUACCCCUAACAUUACGAUUAGAGACCGAAAUGUGAAGUUAAACCGACAAUAUUUCUUAGACUAUAUGAGGAAUCCACUUGUUGUAUUUUAUACAUGAAUUUUUUUAUUAAUGUCCGUUGAAUUUUAUGUAAAACAUAAUUAUUUGAAUGGUUAUGUGAAAUCAGUCCUCCAAGUUUACAGUAUAAAUAACUUACUUUGAUUUUACUUUUAACUUGCUCUAGAAAUGUAGUGACCACAACGGUCUCCAGGCCAAAGCAUGAAAGAUAAAAAAAAGUAAUGGAGAACUCCCAGCAACAAUAAUUAGUAAAUUAAACAAAUUACAUUUCUUUCCUUUACUAAAUAUCUCACCCAUGAUUUCAAAGACGAUGUGAAAAUAUAUGACUAAAAUCAAAUAUUUAUACUUUUUUAAAUAUAAUUUUAAUCCUGAUAAGCCCCAGGUAUCCUUCAUUAUAGUAUCCUACAGUUAGUAAGUCAAAUAGUUUACAUUACAUGUCUCAACAAUUGAUUACUUUGCGUUUUAGAUUGUUUUCUUAAAUGAAUACAAACUACUCAUAAAUUAACCCUUUGAGUGCUGCAGAAUUUUCUAUGCUGUUUUUUAGUUUAUGGAUAAAGCUUUUGUACAAUUACUAUCAAUAAGAUUUUCAAAAUUCUUUUUCUGCAAUAAAGGGACAAGAAUAUGAUAUAUGUUAAAUAAAAAAAAAAUGAGGAAUAUAAUAAAUUUUAGUCUUUUUGUUAAUUUAAUCAAGUUUAUAUUUAACAUAUUUUAAAUUCUUAGAUUAACCCCAACCGUUUUUAUUUUUGUCGCUUACAAUUAUGUUGUUUUUAAUGUCUUUUUUCAAAUUUUUGUAUUUUUAUAUUAUAUUGUCCAUUGUCGUUUUGGCUUUUUGUGCAUCGGAUGGUUCCACGGUAUUUCCAACAUUACAAAUAAAGCCAUAAAAUACUCAAGGACGUGCGACAUACAACAAUAACACAGGGUAGCUGCAAUGUGCGACUCACUAAGGCGUAAAUACUCACGAUACAUGAUCAAGGAAGUGCUGACAUCUAGUAGAAAACGCCAGAACUACUGCGCGGUGUGCAGUUGUCAUAGGAAUAUCUUUUGCACAAUAUUACAACAGAGUAAAACAGGAAAUAUAUUACAGUGUAUUAUUACAUCAGUAGGACACUUUUACGCAAUCGCUAUGAACGUAAUAUUACAUCAAAAACUGUAAAGGGGUUAAACCAUUCGGAAAACUGUAAAAUUAACCAUUUUAAAAGUUCUUUUACUUGUUUUCUCUCAAGUACACAACUAUUUAUGCAACUGUAAAACCUACUUUAGGUGUCGGAAAAAAGGUGAUUCACUGACCAAAGAGGUAGAAAAUACAAAAAAACCUUGUAUAUAUCGAUAGUUAUAACUAAAAAAUCAAAUUUUGUUCCCAUAAAAAAUAGCAAUGCGCAGCAUUCAAAGGGUUAAAUACACCAAUCUAUGAAACAGAUUAAUUAAUUGUUCAGCCCACGUGUGUAUAAAACGUACGCGUACAUAUAAAUUUCUUUUUGUUAAGAAUUAUUUUUAAAUGGUUGUGAUAAUAUUCACAAGUUAAUCUGAAACUGGGUGCAAAUUACAAAGUGUGAUAUAUUAUUAUAAUAAUAAGACAAACAUAUGUUAUUUCCACUGUAUAUUUGGAGGGAGUUACAAAAAACGCACAUUGUUAAGACUAAAUGUGUGUUGUGAUGGAGAUGUUUUGCAUUUAUGUCAAAGUUUUAAUAUUUAGAAGUUUUUACGUUAAAGUAUGACAAGGACUUAAAUCCCAAAGGAUUUUCUACAAAUUGUUAUGUGUAACGAAGAUUUCAUUGUUAAAUUCUAUAUUUCUGCAACAACUUUAUUUAUUAUAUUUUGCUGGUUCAACAUUUCAAGCAUUUGUUUCUAUUAUGAAGUUUGGGUCAUAUGAAAGUGUCUUUCUGCAAUCUGUUACAAUUUUUAUUUGCAUUUUUUUUUAUUAUUAGAACUUGCUGUUUGUGGUUUUUUUCUGUAUGGUAGAAUAUUUUAUCUUGAAUUUGUCUCUAAAACUAUUUAGCCAAGACGUAAAAAAAGUACAUUUUCAAAAUUGUCUUAAGACUCCUUGUAUGACUCUUACUUUUACAAAAUGUUAGCAUAUUUUAUUGUAUUUUACAUCGUUUCAACACAAUUUGUACAACUUCUAUUGUGUUUCAAUUUUACCUGUGACUAUUAUUUAUUUGUUUAAGUUUAUAAAAACUUAGUUUAUGUGUUAAAAAUAAAGCUUUAUCCAGCAUAAUAUACAGUUGAUUAGUUGGAUAUUUUGUUUCUGUACAGAUUUUGAGUUUUAAAGUUUAAGUAGCCUAUGACCGAUGUCUUCCUAUAAAAUCAUAAUCAUACAACUUUAUUUCCAUUUUAAUGGACAGAUAAAAAUGUGUUUUAUAAUGCUUUCCUCGGCACAAGUUUGCCUUUUUUUUUUGUAGAUUUUUUAAAUUCUUUUCAGUCUUUUACCUUUUGAUCCAUGUAUAUUUAUUUGUGAAGGCUGAUUGCCGAGUUAAUUGUGACUAUUUAGACCAAAGUAUAAAAUUGUUGGAGUAAUUUUAAUUAAUAUAAUGAUUGAUGGUUGCGACGAGACGUCGCCCAUCAAGUGAUAUUUGUAUAGUGAAUAGCAAUCAGUUCUUUGUACAACAAUUUUCUUAUAACUUACAACUGUGUCAAUAAAAUAUUAAUUUUUAAAAA